AUGGUUUUAACGGGGGACGGGCAUAGCUCAACGCCAGCGCCGUUCCAAUUGAACUACUUCACAAAUUCUCACACGUGGGAUGCCCACCAGGUCGUGCCUCCUGUGGGGCAGCCAGCGACAACGACGACGACGACGACGACAACGGCGGAAGAUCUACGGCUCCAGGACCUCAAAACGUAUAAGCACUGUCAUGAGAUCUUCGUGGCCUGCAGCGCCGUACCGUCUAAGACCGGAGAGGCAAACCGUCUAACCACUACCGUCACGCUACACAGCCGGGGGCCCGCUAGCAAAAUCGCUCGUCCUUCUGGUUCGCCUCUGACUUCGUAUUCGACUUCACCUUCGCCUUCACUUUCGCCUUCGCUUUCACUGUCACAACCACUCGUAACGUUAACCGUACCGCUAUCGGUCGCGGCGUUCGGCACGGCCUUAACGGAAGUCGGUGGCUUUACCGACCUCGGCGCGGUCGGCCUCCCGGGCGGCGGCGACGGCGGCGUGGUCCAACUAUAUACCGUGCCAAUGUACGGCGAGUACGCUGCUCUAGGACACAUUUUUAGUGACGGCCGCGUGCCUGUAUGGAAGUGGGUGAAGCCGGCGGGCCCGUACGGCCACUAUGGGACAUUGGAGGACGGCCAGUGGCGCGGCGGCACGGACCUGAUGCUGUUAGUGGCCGGCGUGUCGGAGGCGACGCGCCAGUCGCUCGUUGGGCGCCGGUCGAGCUCGCUCAGGGUGUUGACGUGCUAG
Sporothrix schenckii 1099-18 is the source of this 741-nucleotide messenger RNA. RefSeq lists its product as uncharacterized. NCBI's taxonomy places the organism in Eukaryota, Fungi, Ascomycota, Sordariomycetes, Ophiostomatales, Ophiostomataceae. The coding region runs from base 1 to 741 and encodes 246 amino acids. The record is from RefSeq and is a predicted model, not a curated record. The transcript is spliced from 3 exons.